Schistosoma turkestanicum is the source of this 762-nucleotide messenger RNA. Lineage: Eukaryota; Metazoa; Platyhelminthes; Trematoda; Strigeidida; Schistosomatidae. The record is from the annotation of a GenBank genome assembly.
AUGAGAUUACUAUUAAUUAAUACAAGGUUGGAGAUGGUCAUGAUGUUGUUAAGUGUAGUGUAUUUUUCUAAACGACCGUAUUUAUCUCAAGCACGAGGUCGUACCGCACCUAUUCUUCUUUCUCCAAAAGAUGAUAUGCGGGAGACAUGGAACGAAAAAAUACUUUUCUCUAGAAUGUGUGACUCAAAUGUUCUACGAUUUCUCCUUCUUUGCGGAAAACUUAAACGGACUGUUCGAACUGGUUGGACACGUUAUAAUAUAAACUCACCUGAAAGUGUUUCUGAUCAUAUGUACCGAGUUGCAUUGAUGUCUGCGGUAAUUCCAACAGAUGAACGAAAAAAUUUAAACACAGAUCGCAUAUUAAAAAUGGCGAUUGUGCAUGACUUAGCCGAAUGCAUCGUAGGCGAUAUUACACCGCAUUGUGGAGUGUCGAAAGAAGAAAAAUUGUCCAGAGAAAAAAAUGCGAUGAACCAAUUAUGUGAACUUAUUUCAGAAGAGAAUAGCAAAGAAAUUAUGAAUUUAUGGACGGAAUAUGUUGAUCAGAAAACGCCAGAAGCGAUUAUUUGUAAAGAUUUUGAUAAACUUGAGAUGCUUUUGCAGGCUUAUGAAUAUGAAAAUGAAACACUUGAACCGGGAAAAUUAGAAUCAUUUUUUGAUAGUACUCUAGGAACAUUUAACACCAGUUUAUGUCAAAAGUGGGUCAAAGAACUGUGUUCAUUGCGGAGAAAUUUAUUUAUUCAGUGUGAAUCUAGUGAUAAGUGA